Molecule: messenger RNA, 2100 nt
Organism: Annulohypoxylon maeteangense
Lineage: Eukaryota; Fungi; Ascomycota; Sordariomycetes; Xylariales; Hypoxylaceae
Exons: 1
Coding region: 451-1791 (446 amino acids)
Source: RefSeq, a predicted model, not a curated record
GGUCUGCAACCAACCCUGCUGGUAGUUCUGGUGGUUCUAACAACGGUGGUUCUGGCAACGGAGGUCCUGGCAAUGGGGGUUCUGGAAAUGGAGGUCCUGGGAGUGGAAAUCCUGGAAACGGGGGUUCCGGAAAUGGAGGCCCCGGAGGUUCUGGGAAUGGAAGCCCCGGAGGUAACAGUCCCAUAUAUACCGUCACUCUAACCGCACCAGGAGGAUCGCCAAACAACCCUAACGACCCCAACAGUUCGCCGUGCACAGAGACACCUACUACCCUCGUUCUCACCGUCACUGGUACUGGUAUUACUCCUGGCGCCCCCGAGACGAUCACUUUCACGGCACCAGGCGCAUACCCAAGCAACUCCGCAGGCAGUCCUGGGGGAGCCGGAGGCCCUGGCGGACAGGGUAUCCCGCAUACAAUCACAGUGACAGCACCUGGACAGUCAGCGGGCAAUGGUGCCGGGCCUGGAGGGGCAGGAGGAGCAGGAGGUAAGAGUAUCAUUCAUUGUUUGGACCGAAUGUCAUGCUAAUAGCCUAGGCCCUUCAAAUGUCUCAGGCGGUCCAGGUGCAGGUGGUGCAGGUGGUCAGGGUGCCCCUCAGACCGUCACAGUGACAGGGCCAGGCCAAUCAGCUGGAAACCCCGGAGGCGCACAGGGUCAGGGCGCAACACCAUGCCCGGAGGGUGGUUCAGGCUCAGGCCCGUAUCCAGGUACCGUCACUGUUACCGGUGUCAACAAUGGUCCAGGCGGGGCCAACGGAGGUAGCGGUUCCUCGCCAACAGCAAUCACUAUCACUGUUCUCGGAAAUCCCUCUGGAGUACCCGGAAGCAACGGGGGCAGUAACGGUGGUAACGGAGGUAACAAUGGAGGUAACGGAGGUCCUAACAACGGUAACGGGAAUCCUAAUGGCAGUAACGGGAAUCCUAACGGUGGCAACGGAAACCCUAACGGUGGCAACGGAAAUCCUAACGGCGGUAAUGGAAAUCCCAAUGGCGGCUCCAACGGAAACCCUAAUGGAAAUGGUAAUGGAGGCAACGGAGGCGGGCAGCUGCCAACGCACACUGUCACUGCGCCUGGAAUCCCAGAGGGUCCCAAUGGUGGCGGCAAUGGAGCUGGAUUUUCGUCACCACAGGCUACUGCGACAGGUUCCGGGUAUCCCGGGGGACAAGGAGGUAACAAUGGCGGUAACGGAGGUAACAACGGAGGCAAUAACGGGGGUAACAACGGCGGCAGUGGCCCUAACAAUGGUGGUAACAACGGAGGUAGUGGACCUAAUAACGGAGGUAAUAAUGGUGGUAGUGGACCGAACAAUGGAGGUAACGGUGGACCUAACAAUGGGGGCAACAAUGGAGGUAGUGCCUUUGAGCCAACCGUCACCGUGUACAUUCCCCAGGGCGCAUCAGCCUUACCCAAUGGUGGUGCAGGAGGGCAAGGUCUCUCGUCACCGAACGGCGUUGGCCAAGGUACGGCUAAUCCAGGUGGAUACGGAGGGAAUCCCGCCGGGCAACAAUCCGUGGGCUCCGGCUCCGGCUCUGGCGCAGCAGGAUCUGGUGCAGGGUCGGGUACAGGGUCUGGCUCUGGCUCCGGUGCUGGUGCUGGCCAAGGUCAGGGCAGUGGCUCUGGUGCGGGAAUUCUCACUGACUCUCCCCCAGCUGGUGGAUACGGAGGUAGCCAUCCAACACCCCAAUCCGGAGCUGGCGUUGGCGCUGGACAAGGUCUUCCGACACACACAGUGACUCUUCCUCAGACAAUCCCCACUGCAACUGGUAAGAUUAGCUCCACCGUUCAUUCAUAAGCAGUCAUAACUAAUUUUGAUGUCAUGUAGUAGCUCAACUUCAAAGCGGCUCAACUCCUUGCGACCAGUCGGGAGCUCUACCAACCAAUGGCGUGCCAAGCAGCGGAUGGAACGCAACUCCCACCGAGCCUUCGGUGUCUCUUCCACCCAUGCCCAGUCUGCCACCACCUGUUUCCCCAGCACCAAUGGAGACACCUACCCAGGUUGCAGCUCAGCCCGCAACUGGAGUUUCUGUAGGAUGCUUAUCAAUGACCACACUAACUAUGGCUUCGAGAACAUUUUCUUGGUGUGCGCAAGUCGCGUCAGGUC